GUCGGAUCAAAACAAAAGUGAACAAAUUCCUAUUUUUUACGGUUUUUACGUGAUUUUUAGUUAUUUUUAAAUGUCUUCUCAAAUUCGAACGCUUAUAAGUCGAAAGAUUACAGAGGCCAUAAAACACGAUGUUGGAGUUGCAUCUCAAAUCUCUACCAUGCUGGAGUUGGAUAAAAACCGCCCUGAUCCAGAAUUUUACCUUAAUAUGCGAGAAUUGAACGACUUAUGCGGAAAUAAAGAACAAAAAAUCGACGUAAAUGACCUUUUGAAGCUCGAUUCGGAUCGUUGUGAAAUUCUUCAAAGCGUAAAACUGAAAGUCAAACCGCCGAAUAACGAAAAGGUCGUCUUCAAAGUUGAUAAAAGACGAUUUAUGGAAGAAACGUUAUUACGCACCAAUGAAAUUCUUUCGGAAAAAGUCGAAAAAGCCAAAACUGUGAUAGUUGAGUUCAGUUCACCAAAUAUUGCAAAGCCUUUUCACGUUGGUCACUUACGUUCAACGAUAAUUGGCAACUUUUUGUCGAACCUUAACGAGCAUUUGGGACAUCGCGUGCAUCGACUCAACUAUUUGGGCGAUUGGGGCACGCAAUUUGGGUAUUUAAACGUUGGCGUCGACUUGAAAGGAUUCACAGAGAACGAAAUUCAGGCGAAACCCAUCGAGAAAUUGUACGAAGCUUAUGUUUAUGCGAAUCAAAUGAGUGAAAAGGAUCCCGAAAUUCACAAAAAAGCGAUGGAAAUCUUCAAAAAUUUAGAAAGCGGAAGUUAUGACAAACUUGAAAGAUGGAAUUCGUAUAAAAAAUUCACUGUGGAUGAGUUGACACGAUUGUACGAGAGACUAAAUGUUCAUUUCGACGAAUAUCAUUGGGAAUCGAUGUACGGAAUAAAUGCAGUUCAGAAUGUCGUGAGACAAUUAAGUGACACGGGAGUGCUAAGUGACUCGGAAGACGGGCGAAAAAUCGCAAAAGUUGGCGAUAGAGUAGUUCCUGUGGUCAAAAGUGAUGGCACAACGUUGUACUUGACACGCGAUAUCGCCGCUUACAUAGAUCGCUAUGAAAAAUUCAACUUUGAUGAAAUUUACUACAUUGUCGAUAAUGGACAAAAUGAUCAUUUUACGGCACUUUUCAACAUAAUUCAACAACUAAAACUGCCAUUCGCUGGAAGAGGGACUCACAUAAAGUUCGGAAGGAUCAACGGAAUGAGCACAAGAAAAGGUUCUGCGAUAUUUUUAAAAGAUAUUUUAGACGAAGCUCGAGAUAUUAUGUACGAAAAACAAGUACAAUCAGCAACAACUAAAAUUGACAUUUCCAACACAAACGAAGCCUCAACAGAUAUCCUUGGAACAUCAGCCAUCAUCAUAAAUGACCUCAAACAACGCAGAAAUAAUCAAUACACCUUCAACUGGGACAAUGCCUUACAAACUAACGGCGAUUCAGGCAUAAAACUUCAAUACACGCACUGUCGUUUAUGCAGUUUAGAGGAAAAUUCGGGUGCAAGUAUCGCUAAUGACGUAAAUGUUGAUUUUCUACAAGAGCCAGAAGCUGUUUCAGUUGUUAUUGAAUUAGGAAAGUUCCCAGAAGCAAUUGCGAGAGCUCAUAAAACGCAAGAAGCGUGCGUUAUAGUGAAUUAUCUCUUCAGUUUGUGUAAUACGACAAGCAAAGCCUUAAAAAAGUUGAAUAUCAAGCAAGAACCCAACGAGGAACGAAAAAGCCAAAGACAAUUGUUGUUUAAUCGCGUAAAAUUAACGUUAAACGUUGGAAUGCGAAUAUUAGGUUUAAAACCUUUAACUCGCAUGUAAGGAUUUUCAUCGAUUUGAGACCCGGUUAGACUGAAUAAACGUUAAAUUCAUCAUAAAAAUCUUUAUUCGUUAAAUCUUUGUUAAGUUAUCGACUUAAAAUUAGUCAUUAAUCAACAUUAUAGUAUAAAAAACUAUCAGA
This is a messenger RNA of Culicoides brevitarsis, 1931 nucleotides long. It is a transcript of the gene ArgRS-m, whose product is annotated as probable arginine--tRNA ligase, mitochondrial. Bases 71 to 1792 code for a protein of 573 amino acids. The record is from RefSeq and is a predicted model, not a curated record. The transcript is spliced from 4 exons. Gene Ontology annotation, biological process: arginyl-tRNA aminoacylation; mitochondrial translation. Gene Ontology annotation, molecular function: ATP binding; arginine-tRNA ligase activity. Gene Ontology annotation, cellular component: mitochondrion. NCBI's taxonomy places the organism in Eukaryota, Metazoa, Arthropoda, Insecta, Diptera, Ceratopogonidae.